UCCCUGUGCAUCCAAACCUGUAAGCGAAUUUUCGAUUGCCCAUCAUGUCUGGAAUACAAGCUCAGCUCGACCGUGGGGCGGUACCAAACCACAUUUCCAAUGUGUGUCCAAAGGGAACUAAAUUCCAUGUCCUGGAGGUCGGUUGGUUGGAGUGCGACGAAGCUUUUGUGGUGCGAGGUGGCAAUACAAGCACCAAGAGCACCGAGAAUAGGUCGUUUGUGAAUAAGCGACGAGAACUACCAAUGUACUGCAUCCUGAUCGAACAUCCCCAUGAAGGACUGAUACUGUGGGAAACGGGUUGUGGGAAAGACUACCCAGAGGUAUGGGGUCCUCAGGUCGCCGAUGUGUUUUCUCGGAUCAAGUACGAGCCCAGACAUGAGCUGAAGGCGGCUGUCGAAGCGACCGGCAAUAAGCUGGAGGAUAUCAAGAAAAUCAUCAUUGGACAUCUGCAUUUAGACCAUGCGGGAGGCUUGGAUAUGUUUCUGGACAGAAAGGAUGUCGAGGUUUGGGUCCACGACAAAGAGUUGAAAGCCGCCUUCUGGUCCGUCGCAACGGGAGCUGACGUUGGCGUUUAUCUUGAGCAUUAUCUCAAGCUGAGCUUCAAUUGGAAGACUUUCGACGACCGGACCAUCGACUUCUGCCAGGGAAUUACAUUGCAUCAUUUGCCGGGCCAUACUGAUGGACUGAUUGGUAUGCAAAUCAAUAUGCCUGAUAGUGGUACUUUCCUCUUUAUCAGUGACCACUGCCAUGUCAUCGAAAACUGGCGCGAUGGUAUCCCUCAAGGCUGGCUUGCAAGAGAUCAUCCAGCUUGGUUCCAGAGUACGCAGCGUCUAAAACAAUUGGAAAGGACUACCCGGGGUCAAGUGAUUCCUGGGCAUGACAAAGAGACCUUUGAGAAUUUGAUCAAGAAUGGAACCACGUAUACUUGAGGCAAAGGGUCUCAGAGCAAUAGAGUCUUCGUCGGGGAGUUGGGAGUGAGGCGUAUCCAGAGCACUUUUGAUCGCUUCGGCAUGAGGCUGAAGCCAGGGUAGGCGCAGGUAGUUGCGCAAAUGCCAAC
Molecule: messenger RNA, 1057 nt
Organism: Exophiala xenobiotica
Lineage: Eukaryota; Fungi; Ascomycota; Eurotiomycetes; Chaetothyriales; Herpotrichiellaceae
Exons: 4
Coding region: 45-929 (294 amino acids)
Source: RefSeq, a predicted model, not a curated record